CCGGAUAGGUAAACUAUACCUUCUUAAGUACUGUAAAGUUCAUUCGCUCCUUUUCUCUGCUCUCCUCUUUCGCUUAUCGCCAUGUCGGGCGUGGAUCAGCAGACCGCAACGUCUGCAACGACAGCCACUUUCGUCACAGCGCUUGUCUUCAAUGCUGCAGUCUUUGGGAUUGAAAUCGGCUUGUUCACAAUUCUACGUCCUUACUUCAAACAAAUCUAUGAGCGGCGCACACUAGUUCCAGUUGAGAAGGACCGUGUCAAACCUUUCAAUGCUGGAUUUUUAACUUGGCCUAUUGCCCUAUUCAAAACAGACUAUCGUGAUGUUCAACAAGUCAACGGACCAGACGCCUACUUUUUUGUUCGGUUCUUGCGGAUGAUGAUUCGCGUCCUUCUACCUAUCUGGCUUAUUUCUUGGGCCGUGUUGAUGCCAGUCACCUCCGUCAAUAAUUCUUCCCCCAAUAGCACCGGACUGGAUCGCUUCAUCUUCGGAAAUGUUACCAAGGAACACCAAGAUAGAUAUGCCGCCCACAUCAUUCUUGCAUACCUAUUCACUUUUUGGAUUUACUGGAACAUCCGGCGUGAAAUGAAACACUUCACCACAGUUCGUCAGCUGCACCUCAUCAAUCCUGCCCAUUCUAGCUCUGUGCAAGCAAAUACGAUUCUUGUGACCGGUAUUCCUGCUAGUUAUCUUUCUGAGUCCGCACUUCGCCAGUUGUAUUCUCACCUUCCUGGUGGCGUGAAAAAGGUGUGGCUCAAUCGGGAUCUGAAGGAGCUUCCCUCUAUCUACGAUCGUCGCCUGGCUGCUUGCGGAAAACUGGAGUCUGCAGAGACAUCACUGCUUUCAACGGCCGCUAAACUUCGACGAAAGGCACUAAAGAAGGCCAACGGCGCUGGUGAUCCAUCUCCUUCGACUGAUCCCGAGCGUAAUGUGGCUUUGGCGGAGCGUUUGGUUCCUCGGGAUAAGCGGCCUUCGCACCGUCUUCCAGCCGGUUUCAUGCCUUUCUCACUCCCUUUCAUCGGCGAAAAGGUUGACACGAUUGAUUGGUGCAGGCAAGAGAUUGCUGCUGCUACGGGAUUGUUGACUAAAGGCCGCCAAACUCUCGCUGACCAAGGCCUUUCGGUGCCAGAAGAUGUUAAUGGAGAUGGAAAGGUGGACAAAAAUGACCGCGCCAAGCAGCCUUACCCAGCUCUCAAUUCCGCAUUUAUCACUUUCAACCAACAGAUCGCUGCUCACCUUGCAGUUAACGCCUUGACUCACCAUGAACCAUACUGCAUGGCCGACCGGUACCUCGAAGUGUCUCCAUCUGAUGUGAUCUGGGGUAACCUUGGGCUUAACCCGUAUGAAAAGCGCAUUCGGCUGGUGAUUAGCUAUAGCGCCACCGCAGCUCUAAUCAUCUUCUGGGCUAUUCCCGUUGCCUUUGUCGGUAUCAUCUCCAACAUUGAAGGUCUUUGUCAUCGCGAAUCGUGGCUCGCUUGGUUAUGCACGCUGCCAAACGUCGUCAUUGGAAUCAUACAGGGUAUUUUACCCCCCGUGUUACUGGCUGUCCUCAUGAUGCUCCUGCCAAUUGUCCUUCGUCUCCUUGGGCGCUUCGAGGGGAUUCCGACGCACACAGGUCUUGAAUUGAGCUUGAUGACUCGGUACUUUAUUUUCCAAGUAAUUCAUUCGUUCCUAAUCGUCACUUUGACUUCGGGCAUCUUUGCGGCUCUCCCAUCAUUACUCUCAAACCCCAGUUCGAUAGCUGGUCUCCUGGCUCAAUAUUUGCCCCAAGCAUCGACUUUCUUCCUGACGGUUUAUCUGGCGCAGGCUGGAGGAUUUUUGAGUGCUGUUUCGCUCGUCCUUUACUACGUCAAGCUGUAUAUUCUUGGCAGCACGCCACGCUCUGUUUAUAAUAUCAAGUACGCACCGACAACUGUUGCUUGGGGAACGUUAUUCCCGUCUAUCACUCUGCUUGUUGUCAUCACAUUUGCUUACUCUCUUAUCUCGCCUGUGAUCAAUGGCCUUGCAUGCUUCACAUUUUUCCUUUUCUAUCUCCUGUACAAGUAUCUCUUCCUUUACCAGUACACACAGCCGCCAUCGGCUGAUACAGGAGGCUUGUUCUUCCCAAAAGCGAUUCAACAUAUGUUUGUUGGGAUGUAUGUCCAACAAAUCUGUCUUUGUGCCUUGUUCUUCCUCGCGACGGCUCCGGACGGGAAGCGAGGCGCGCUUCCAGAGGGCGUGCUAAUGAUUGUGUUGAUCCUCCUCACCGUCGGCUACCACGCCAUCAUCAAUAGCUCCUUCGGUCCGCUCACCAGGGCUCUUCCAAUUAGUCACGCGCACAAGACAUUCAGGCAUCCAGCGCCUUCUCUAGAUGUACGGGAUGUCGAUGGUGGUUCAGGCUCAAACAACAAGGAGACGACUGAGGAGGGACCUUCGCCGGCUGACAAACCUCGCGUCUCGUCCUCUGAGUCAGGCGCCGAACAUGCACCCCGUGGUGACUAUGACGACGUGUUCUUUGCUCGCGGGCCAGACGGUGCGGAAGAUUAUGGGUUUGCGCAACCGGCUGCGAGCCUCCCACAGCGCAUCGUAUGGAUCCCCGAUGACUCGCUCAGUUUGGGUCUUGAGGAGGUCCAGACGAAUAGGGAGUCGGGCGUCAAGGCGACCACCCAAAACGCGAAAAUGGACGAGCACGGGAAGGUAGAGGUGACAGGUCCCCCUGUCGACCUUGCAAAGUUCUGAGAGAUGUGGAGUAAUCGAGGUUGUUUUCUGUUCUCUUUUUUUUACUCGCCUCCUUAUCUGUGUCUUGUGAAACGCGGUAUCAAUCUCCAAUUCAGCUUCUUGUUAUGCUGUACAUUCCACUUCAUACUCGCCAUACGAUAAAUAUUCACGUCACUCUGAUGCUUCAUUCAUGUCAACUAUCGUCAGUUUCAUCUAUUCUGUAUACCCACAUUGUCCCAGUACAUAAUCUUGUUAUACGCUUACGAUUGUCAUUUUACAAUUCAGUACUUGAGUUACUGUGA
Messenger RNA from Suillus bovinus, 2996 nucleotides. RefSeq lists its product as uncharacterized. The record is from RefSeq and is a predicted model, not a curated record. The transcript is spliced from 8 exons. The coding region runs from base 82 to 2715 and encodes 877 amino acids. Gene Ontology annotation, cellular component: plasma membrane. Gene Ontology annotation, molecular function: calcium-activated cation channel activity. NCBI's taxonomy places the organism in Eukaryota, Fungi, Basidiomycota, Agaricomycetes, Boletales, Suillaceae.